AUGAUGCCUGAUCUAGCCGACCUCAAUGAUGUCAUUGACGAUACGCCUCCACACGUGACGGUUGGCGGCAGCGAAUCUGGAAAGCUCCACCCGAUCUGUUCUCUAGAGACGGGGGCCGAAUAUAGAAGGUUCAAGAACUGCUUCCCUGUCUUGACGGACGGCGUCGAGCCAAGUCUUCAGUUGCACCCCUCUAUCACAGUCAUUCUCUUUUCUAUCAAUGGAACCCUAAUGCCGAAGGUCCAAGAACCACUUCCAUAUCUUGGUGAACUGAGUCUAGCGAUAGUGGCGCCGAACCGAGGGCAAUAUAACUGA
Dibothriocephalus latus is the source of this 312-nucleotide messenger RNA. The record is from the annotation of a GenBank genome assembly. NCBI's taxonomy places the organism in Eukaryota, Metazoa, Platyhelminthes, Cestoda, Diphyllobothriidea, Diphyllobothriidae.